Molecule: messenger RNA, 3252 nt
Organism: Ipomoea triloba (trilobed morning glory)
Lineage: Eukaryota; Viridiplantae; Streptophyta; Magnoliopsida; Solanales; Convolvulaceae
Exons: 9
Coding region: 1-3252 (1083 amino acids)
Biological process (GO): DNA integration
Molecular function (GO): nucleic acid binding; zinc ion binding
Source: RefSeq, a predicted model, not a curated record
AUGGGGAAAGAUCCGCCCCUCCACGCACGCAGAAAUUACAGAGAGGGAGGGGGAGGGAGAGUGGAUCCUAGAUGUCAAAGGAUUCAACAGCCUAAUGAGGAGUUAGGAAACAUUAAACUUGAAAUUCCUGACUUCUCUGGUGAGAAAGGACCUACUGAGUAUAUAGAAUGGGAGAAUGUUGUUGAAACACUUUUUGAUUUAAAGCACUAUUCUGAUCUCACAAAAAUUAGACCAGUUGCUACAUCCUUUAAGGGGUAUGCAGUAUCUUGGUGGCGAAAAAGAAAUAGAGAGAGAGUUGCUGAUCUUAUUCCCUAUGAAUCUUGGGUUCAAGUAAGGGACGAUAUGCGCCUAACCUUUCGCCCUAAAUCUUUUUUCUAUGAUCUUGAAAGAAAAUUGCAGGGAAUUGUGCAAGGAUCCAUGUCAGUUGAUAAGUACCACCGAACUAUCAAUAUUUUACUUGAACAAGGGGGCAUACAUGAGGAAGAGGCAAGAACUGUUGCUCGCUUCUUACAUAGAUUAAACAAAGACAUCCGGUGGGGAAUGAGUACUCAGAGAUAUGACACCCUUGAUGAUGCCUUGUAUGCUGCACGUGAAUCUGAAGCAAAAAUCAAAGAGAUGAAGAUUUACAAACCCAACAAUGGUAUAUCAAGAUGGAACAACACUCGUUCUACCCCUCAAAGGCGUGAUGAGCGUCCUCCCCCAAGAAAUGAUUCACAAGACAAAGGUAAAGAAACUGUAAAUGAGGCAAUGAGACCUCAACGUGAUAGAGAAUUGAUUUGUUAUAGAUGUAACGGAAGAGGUCACUUGGCUCGUGAUUGCCCUAACAAGAGGGUAGUUAAGAUAACCAAACAAUCUGAAAAAUUUGCUUCUUGCCUUGAAUAUGAGUCUGAGGAUGAGGUUUAUUUUGAUUCUGAAUAUGCUGAUAGUGAGUCUGUUCAUACUCUUGUUGUUAAGAAGGUCUUGAGUGUUCACCCCUUAAAAGAAGAUGAGUCCCAAAGAGAAAAUAUCUUUUAUGCUAAAGGGUCAAUUAGAGGGAACGCUUGUACUGUGAUAAUAGAUUCUGGAAGUUGCACAAAUGUGGCUAGUGCAGCUAUGGUUAAAUUUCUUCAAUUACCUUUGCUUGAUCACCCGAAUCCUUAUCGUUUGCAAUGGUUAACCGAUGCAGGAGAAGUUAGAGUAACCAAACAGGCUCUUAUUCCUUUAUCUAUUAACAGUUACUCUGAUGAAAUUUUGUGUGAUAUUGUCCCAAUGCAGGCUGCUCAUGUGUUGUUAGGUCGACCGUGGCAAUUUGAUAGAAAAAUCAACUUUGUUAAUUUAUUCCCUAAAGAGAUGCCAAAAGGAUUGCCACCACUUAGAGGUAUUGAGCAUCAAAUCGACUUUGUCCCCGGAUCUACUUUGCCAAACCGACCAGCUUACAAAACCAAUCCCAUAGAAGCAAGGGAGAUCCAGAAACAGGUUGAAGAGCUUCUUGAGAUCGGCCAUAUUCGAGAAAGCUUGAGUCCGUGUGCCGUUCCAGUUCUCAGUAUCCCAAAAAAAGAUGGUACAUGGAGAAUGUGUGUUGAUUGUCAAGGUGUGACCAUGGGUUCAAAAAAGGUUGAAGCUAUCACAAGUUGGCCAACGCCAACUAAUGUAUCUAACUUGCGUAGUUUUCUUGGGCUAGCAGGUUUUUACAGAAAGUUUGUUCGUGAUUUCAGCUCCAUAGCAGCCCCUAUGCAUGAGUUGAUUAAGAAAGACACCAUCUUCAAAUGGGGGCCUAAACAAGAACAAGCUUUUGAUACAUUGAAACAGAAACUCACCACCGCUCCAGUUCUAGUUUUGCCUUGUUUUGAUAAAACUUUUGAACUAGAAUGUGAUGCUUCUGGCAUUGGAAUCGGUGCUGUACUGAUGCAGGAUAAACGCCCCAUUGCCUAUUUUAGUGAGAAGUUGGGUGGCGCAACACUAAACUAUCCCACCUUUGAUAAAGAAUUUUAUGCCAUUAUAAGAGCCUUGGAAACAUGGCAACAUUAUUUAUGGUUUAAAGACUUUAUUUUACACACUGAUCAUGAGGCCUUAAAACAUUUGAAAGGCCAGAGUAAGUUGAAUAAGAGACAUGCUAAAUGGCUCGAGUUCAUUGAAGCUUUUCCUUAUAAAAUUGCCUACAAGAAAGGUACGGAAAACAAAGUGGUUGAUGCUUUAUCUAGGAGAUAUAAUGGGUUUUUGUUUAAGGAAAAUAGAGUGUGCAUUCCUAAUUGUUCCUUGCGUGUGAGUUUGAUCUCUGAAUCACAUGGAGGUGGUCUUAUGGGACACUUUGGUAUCUCUAAAACUUAUGAUGCAUUGCAUAAACACUUCUAUUGGCCUAGAAUGAAAAAAGAUGUUGAGACUUUUGUCAAUAAUUGUACUACAUGUCACCAUGCUAAGUCUAAAUCACUUCCCCAGGGGCUUUACACACCACUCUCUGUUCCUAGCGGCCCAUGGCUUGACAUUUCAAUGGAUUUUGUUCUAGGGUUACCUAUGAGUUCUAAGAGAAAAGAUUCCAUUUUUGUUGUAGUUGAUCGUUUUAGUAAGAUGGCCAGAUUUAUUGCUUGCACUAAAACUGAUGAUGCAACUCAUAUUGCUAAUCUUUUCUUUGUUGAGAUUGUCAAACUGCAUGGCAUCCCUAAGACUAUUGUUUCUGAUAGAGAUACUAAAUUUCUUAGCCACUUUUGGCGUGUUCUGUGGGCUAAAAUUGGGACUAAGUUGCUAUUUUCUACUACUUGUCAUCCUCAAACGGAUGGACAAACAGAAGUCGUUAAUAGAACCUUAUCCCAAUUACUUAGAAGUGUGAUCUCUAAAAAUCUGAAAUCAUGGGAAGAAUGUUUGCCUCACGUUGAGUUUGCUUAUAAUCAUGCAAUACAUUCAACCACUAACAUGUCUCCUUUUGAAGUUGUGUAUGGUUUCAAUCCAUUAUCUCCUAUAGACUUACUUCCUGGCGAUUGGGUGUGGAUUCACUUGCGCAAAGACCGUUUUCCGCACGAAAGAAAGUCUAAGUUGAACCAACGUGGAGAUGGCACGUUUCAAGUUAUAUCACGGAUUGGAGACAACGCUUAUAAGGUUGAUCUUAGAGGAGAAUACAAUGUCUCUUCUACUUUCAAUGUUUUAGACUUGUCCCCAUAUGAUUGCACAGAUUCGAGGACGAAUCGUUUUCAAGAAGGGGAGGAUAAUGUAACCCAAACUACUGAAGAUCCAUUAAGAGUACCAGUUGGGCCAAUCGCAAGUGCUGAUUUUGGGGAUUAA